AUAGAAAAAUGAAAAGUUUGCUUGUUGUCUUUGUUUUGGUUGCCGUUUUGGUGAGCCAAAAGGUGGCCCUCGCUCAAAUCCCGGGUAUGCCAGGCGGGGGCGGCAUGGGCCAAAUGGGCGGCAUGGGAGGCCUGGGAGCUCAAGGAGGAUUCGGAAUCGGAUUCAAUGCGGGAGCGAGUGCGGGGGCGGGAGGCGGCGCCGGCGGCGGCGCAGGAGCCGGGGGCGGUGCAAGUCGAAAAAAAUGAUUCUCUCACUCGGUCGAAUUGAAUAAAUAAAAUAUAUUUGGACAGUU
This is a messenger RNA of Anthonomus grandis grandis, 292 nucleotides long. RefSeq lists its product as uncharacterized. The transcript has 2 exons. Lineage: Eukaryota; Metazoa; Arthropoda; Insecta; Coleoptera; Curculionidae. The record is from RefSeq and is a predicted model, not a curated record. Bases 9 to 245 code for a protein of 78 amino acids.